Molecule: messenger RNA, 5652 nt
Organism: Symbiodinium natans
Lineage: Eukaryota; Dinophyceae; Suessiales; Symbiodiniaceae
Source: the annotation of a GenBank genome assembly
AUGACCAUUUAUGCGGCCUCGUACUUUGUCAUGCUUCUCGACCUCGCCGAGGGCUUGAUCACGACGAUGUACUUCGAUGAAGACACGCAUGGAUACUUCUUCUUGCUUUUCUUCUGGCUGCUAUGGAACCUGCUGAAUGGCUUGGCCGACUUCACCUUCGAGUGCAAGGAAUGCGAGUGGUUGAAUUGCAUCUUGCAUAGUCUGGCAGAAGCUGGACAGUGUGCGCUGUUCAUCUAUUUCUGCGAAGGAGGUUCUGGCGUGGAAAUUCCACUGAUAUGCAUCGCCUCGGUUCAGAUCUUGGUGAAAUUGAUUGCAACAGUGGUUGAACAUCGCCGGGGCAAAGACCCGAGUAAAAGCCAGAGGCCAUGGCAGGAUGGAGGUGCCAUUGGGACUUUCAAUUAUGAUGGUCAACCUGUUGAAGUCAGACAAAAAGUCCGGGGCGCGUCAGAGAAUGAGAAGAAGUGUUGUUUCGCCUUCGGAGGCCUGGCAGCUAGCACUUUGCUUGAGUUGUUUGUGGCCCUACCUACACUCUGGUUGCAAUUUGAGUCGCCCUUCCGGGCCAAGUGGUUCGAAGUGGUGUUGUGCGUGCAAUUCUGGUCUACGCAAGUCUUUCAGGAAGAAUACAAGCGAAAGGUCUUUGACGGGGCCUCUCAGAAAGCAUUCAACCGGAACGCACUGUGGAAGGCCACUCUUGAUGCACUCUUCGUGACCCUGUGUUAUGGAAUGGCACUCAGCUGGGGUUGGUCAGAUGAGCUAACUGCAAAGUAUGACCGCAUUUACACAACCCUGGGUUCAUCAAUUCUUUCCCCUAUCUUGCUAUUCGAGUGGCUAAUGGUCGUGAGUGCAGUGCGAAACAUGUUUCUGCCUCCUGCGAGUGGCAGGGUGAUUAGAUGCCAAGCAACCGAUCAGUUCCCUGUCUUUCGAGUGGAGCAUUGGCUCAGGUUCGUGUUCGUCGGCUGUAUGCUCUAUGGUGGCUGCCUUCUGGCGCUCUGCAUGCCACCUUCAGCCUUGUCGGGGCCUGCCACGGGCGCCUGGUUCGGGUGUUUCUACAUCCUCUUCUUCCUGACGGAUACGAUCACCUCGAUCCCUCACAAUGCUCUUGGGCAGGAGAUCACCUCGGACACCGACCAGAGGCGUCUCGUGUUCAUGGUGGCGAAGAUCUUCCAGGCGAUUCACCGCCUGCCCUUCCCCGCCAGGGAGUUUUUCACCUACCAGUUUGAGCUUUGGCAGGGGGGAGACGCGGGAGAGCUCACCAUCGACGCCAUCCGCGAAGUUAUCAAAGGUGAGCUCAGAGAUGACAGAAGAGAGUUCAAAUCUGAGUUCAUGGGCGAAGUAAAGGCGGAAAUCCACCACACCAUGGAAAGGGUGGAACAAGUGGAGUCCAGCGUCACCACCCAAUUGUCCGACACGCUCAAGCUGCUGCACAACCUCACCGAGAAGUACUCCACCCAUGAAGAAUCACUGAAAAGGUUGGGAGACGCGCAGGUUCGACAAGAAGCGAGCUUACAAUCCAUUGCCAACGACAAUGCAGCCCUGAACACCCGUAUCGCCCUGCUGGAAGGCAAGUUUGGGAGAUGGCAAGAGACUGCGAGCCGAGGGAGUGUCUCCUCCUCCACCAACCUCUCCACAGACAGCUCCGACAUGGGGAGGAAACCUGCCCUUAUCCUGGGAGGGUGGCCCGAAGACACCCCUGCAGCGGAGACGUUGGAAAAAGCACAACAGGCGGCGGCCACCUUGCAGUUAGAAGUGAACAUGAGGGACGCCUUCGUGCCCGGAGUGAGACGGGGAUAUGCCAUCAUCCCGCUUCCACAAGAACCGCAUGACCAGAACGUCCGUGAACAAGUCCGCAGAGCAUUGAAGAAGGUCCGAGAUGCACACGUCACUCUGGGGGAGAGGCCCGAUGGAACACCCCAACGCAUGUGGAUGGCGAUGUCACAAAGCCCCACCCGCCGGGCGAAAGCACGCCUGGCCGGAAGAGUGAAACGCCUUGCACUUGAACUGGGAGCCAGCUUCACGAGCGUAGAGGCCGAGUUCGCCACGGGGACUAUCUGGAUUCAAGGGCAUCGAGUUUGCUCCACCUCCACACAACCCAAGCCAGGCACCACACCUGCAGGACUUGGGUGGAUUGACAUCCCCGCCAUCUCGCGCCUGGUCAGCAAAGAAGAGAAGGAAGUGGAGGAGCACUGGGGCAGCCUAACACCGCAACAGGUUCUGGACCUCACCACCACGAUCACCGAGAUCGAAUCUCUAAGAGAUACUCGCAUCUUGAUGAUACAGGAAGUGAUUUGUGAAGCUGGAAUUCAUAUGGAAGAAAAACCGCCUUGGGUCGUCUUUUAUGGGAAGUGCAUGAACGAAUGGAGAGGCGAGAACGGACAAUCGAUGCUAGGCCUCGACGCCAAUGAGUCGUUCAAGGAAGGGGACACUGGUCUCUUAGCGCGGAGUGGACGAGGCAAUGCCGUCCUGGACUGGGCGACACAACAAAAGUUCAGAUGGCCACCGCAACACACGACUGAGCCCUCGCACUACCCCUACAACCACGACAUGGCCCCCCGACGCCUCGACUACCUGGCCACGAAAGGUGGGUACAUGUCAGAAGCGCAUGUCGGUGAGCUUCGUGAUAUCGCCAGAUCCGACCACGAGCCCAUCAUAGCGAACAUCCCCUCCUUCAAGCGCAAGACUCGCAUCCACAAAUCAUGGGGGGCCCGCGCCCUACGAGAUCCGGAUCAGAUUUUGGCAGCCGAGGCGGAGGAACCUCAAGGUCACACUCUCCACGAACGCAUCAAAAACAUCUCCCAGGCCAUCACCAUGCCCCUGCCCCCUACGGCCUCGUUCCAAGAAAGUGCAGCGCUCAAAGAUCUGCGUGCCAAAGCGCAUGGCACCCCUCCAGGAGCAGGCCGGAAACAGGCAUGGAAAGAGGUCCCGAAAGUCCACAAAAUGGAGCACAGACAAUGGGAGAAGAACCUCAUCGAAGCCGCCAGCAAGAUGGACUGGAAAGCCAUGCGAGCCAUCGACCACCUCAACAAACCACGCAACUGGGAGUUCCAUCUACUAGACUCACUAAACUGGCAACAAGACCUACGUGACCACUUCGCCAGCAUCUUCCGCAAAUCCCCUUCGAGCCAACCAGACCUUCAACUUGCAGCUAUUCGUCACAAAAUCCGCUCACGUUGCAAAGUCACCCCGUGGAGACCCUUUGAGAUCGCCGAGAUGCAAGAAGUCACGUUAAAAUGGGAACCUCGCAAAGCCACCGGGCCAGAUGGCAUCUCGCAUGAGGCCAUCCGUCACCUGCUCACACAUCCGACUUGGUCCGUCACACUCAAGGACCUCUUGGACGACGCCCUCUACAUGGGGAAAUUUCCCUCCAACAUUGCGGACGGCAUCACAGUCCUAUUACCGAAGAAACUUCAGCCGGAGGAGUGGAGUGACACACGCCCAAUCACCCUCAGCAGCACGCUCCUCAAAUGGGCGGCACAGCUUCUCCUCCUACGGGGAGGGAGCUAUCUCACCCGCAACCCAUGCCAGUUUGCAGCCCCCCAUCGACAGUCCACCGAACUGAUAUACGUCUUACGAAGGGUGGUCAGGAUGUCGAAGGACUGGGGCGAGACCACCUUCAUCGUCAAGUUGGACAUCCAAAAAGCAUUUGACUCGGUCUCCCAACCCGCGAUGGCCGACAUAGUCUACCGGAAGAUCGCUGUAGAAGCCCAACUCCCCUGGGAAGCCAACCUAUGGAUUGACAUCAUCCAAGCCCGUGAACUGCACAUUGCAGUGGGUGACGCCAUCACCAUCGUGGCCCAAUCCAAUGGAGUGCGCCAGGGCUCUCCGGACUCACCGGUGUUGUUCGCCGACCUCGUAGGGGAAGUCCUUGAGGACACGCUGCAAGAAGCCGGCCCCCCACCACAGACGCCACCCUCACCGAUGCAGGGCGCAGGCUUCAUGGAUGAUACAUACCUUUGGAGCAAUUCACAAGCCCACCUACAACGACUUCUCACCAUCCUCGACAGCAAGCUCCGACUCAGAGGCCUCCGCAUCCACCCGAAGAAGACAGGGAUUAUAGCCAGCCAUCCGGAGGGCACAGGCACACCUUUCCGAAUUGGCGGGGAAACAGUACUGGCCAAAGACCCGUCUCACAUCCUCAACGCCCUCGGCUCCCCCCUCGCCUUUGACAACGGCACGACGGCCUUGGCAGCAGAGAUGCACAACAGAGCCAGAAAAACAUUCCACCUCCGCAAGAAGGUGCUGUGCGCAGACACCCCCAUUCGCCCACGCCUCAUUCUCCACAACACCUACGUGCGAAGCUCAGCCCUCUGGGCAUGUGGGACAUGGCCCCCACAGGAAUGCUUGUUGAAACAAGCCAACUCGCUCCAACUCACCCAAACACGCAACAUGCUUGGCAAAAAGCGCCUAGCGGGGGAAGCUUGGACAGACUGGAACACCAGGACUCUUCGCACAGCUCGAACAACCCUCCACAAGGAGGGGAUCACCCGAUGGUCCACUUUCAUCCUGAGGCAACUAUGGGGGCUCAAUGGUCACAUAGCGCGCGGCCCGGUGUGCCUUCAAAACAUGCUUCGAUGGAAGGCCAUCAGCUGGUGGAGACAAGAGCAGCAACAGAAACACGGAGCUCGGCAUGCCCACCGUUUCAAUCCGCACCUUGACAUUGAAAGGCACCUAGUGGCGGUGGCAGGUCUCGAAUGGAUCUCAGCGGCCCACAACCGCACCCUAUGGGAGAGCAUGAGCCACACCUUCAUUGCGAGGCACGACCCACCAUGGACCACGGGAAGGCAAACAGCCAUCCACAACCUUGCGACCAAUAGAACGCCCCCCUUCCUCCUCUACCACACCUACGUCCUCGGGAACACCGCCUACGCCAACAGUGGACCAAUCCACUCCGACGACAACGCCCUCCACGACCGCUUCAAGAUCCACAGCCUUGACGCCGCUCCCUUCUACCACAUCAGCGUCCCCGAGUACACCAACAACACCAAUGGCUACUUCCACUGCCUCGACGACGCCCCUGGACUCCCAGACAGCAUCAACAACCCCCCCUUCUACCGCACCUGCAUCAACGACAUCGUCGACAACGCCAACGGCAGAGCGACCCACUCCGAGGACGACACCGGCUUCAACCACACCGACGUCCCCGACUACACCAACAAUGGCACCAGCUACCUCCACCCCUUUGACGACGUCCUGGACCCCUUGGAUGGCAUCCACAACUUCAACAACGUCCUCAACGUCCUCGACGACACCCACGACAACACCGGCUACCUCGCCCACCCCGACAACAUCACCGCCUGCGUCGACGACACCCACAACUCCGACAACGUCCCCAACGUCCCCGACGACGCCCACAACAACACCGGCUACCUCCUCCACCUCGACAACAUCACCGCCUACAUCUGCCAGCCCAACGUCGACAACGUCCUCGUCUACACCAACGACAACACCGACUACCCCCUCCACCUCGACGACACCAACAGCUACAUCUACCGGCUCACCAACGUCGUCCUCUCCUACCCCAACACUGUCACCUCAACACACUCCAUCUUCGGCGGCGACCGACGGGACUACAUCCAACACACCAUCGGCUACGACAACCUUGGUUGCAACGUACGGGACCACAUCCACGACACCAUCAACUACACCUGCACCUAA